Messenger RNA from Pararge aegeria (speckled wood butterfly), 3732 nucleotides. RefSeq names its product furin-like protease 2. The record is from RefSeq and is a predicted model, not a curated record. Gene Ontology annotation, molecular function: serine-type endopeptidase activity. Gene Ontology annotation, cellular component: trans-Golgi network; Golgi membrane. Bases 14 to 3523 code for a protein of 1169 amino acids. Gene Ontology annotation, biological process: protein processing. NCBI's taxonomy places the organism in Eukaryota, Metazoa, Arthropoda, Insecta, Lepidoptera, Nymphalidae. The transcript has 10 exons.
CCCUCGACAUGUCAUGCGUCAAUCCAGCACGCCAUCGUUUCCUGAUCCACUUUUCAAAGAACAGUGGUAUUUGAACGGUGGAGCAGCGGAUGGCCUAGACAUGAACGUGGGAUACGCUUGGACAAAAGGCUAUACGGGGAAAGGUGUAGUUAUAACAAUACUGGACGACGGGAUACAGCCUAAUCAUCCGGAUCUUCUGCAGAAUUACGAUCCAGCGGCAUCAACUGACAUAAAUGGGAACGAUACGGAUCCGACGCCCCAGGACAAUGGAGAUAAUAAACAUGGCACCCGAUGUGCGGGAGAAGUCGCUGCGGUUGCCUACAACAAAUACUGCGGUGUAGGCAUAGCGUACAAUGCUAGCAUAGGAGGCAUAAGAAUGCUUGAUGGCCUAGUUAACGACGCAGUGGAAGCUAAAGCGCUAGGCUUCAAUACACACCACAUAGACAUCUAUAGCGCUUCCUGGGGACCCGAGGACGACGGGAAAACUGUAGACGGACCGGGCCCCUUAGCUAGAAGGGCUUUUAUAAAUGGCGUAACAAAUGGAAGAGGAGGAAAAGGGUCUAUUUUUAUAUGGGCAUCGGGAAACGGCGGGAGGCACACCGAUUCCUGUAACUGUGAUGGCUAUGCAAAUAGCAUAUUUACUAUAUCAAUUUCUAGUGCUACUCAAGGGGGUUAUAAGCCUUGGUACUUAGAAGAAUGUUCCUCAACUUUAGCUUCGACGUAUAGUUCUGGUACUCCUGGUAGAGAUAAAAGUGUAGCCACUGUUGACAUGGAUGUCCAAUUAAGGCCUGAUCACAUAUGCACCGUGGAUCAUACGGGUACCUCGGCGUCGGCACCGUUAGCGGCGGGAAUUUGCGCUUUGGCACUAGAAGCUAACUCCUUACUAACUUGGAGAGAUAUGCAACAUCUUAUCGUAAUGACUUCCAGGUCACAGCCAUUAGAUAAAGAGGAAGGGUGGAUCGUUAAUGGUGUGAUGCGAAAAGUAAGUCAUAAAUUUGGUUACGGACUUAUGGACGCUGGUCAAAUGGUUUCGCUGGCCGAACAAUGGAUAAAUGUACCGCCGCAACACAUAUGUAAGUCUCAAGAAAUAAACGAGGACAGGUCGAUCGAGAUUUCCUUUGGCUAUACGAUAUCCGUUCACAUGGACGUAAAUGGCUGUAGUGGUACGAUAAACGAGGUCAGAUUUUUGGAACAUGUUCAAUGUAAAAUUUCACUGAGUUUUUUUCCUAGAGGAAACUUACGGAUACUGCUUACGUCACCAAUGGGUACUACGUCUACCCUUUUGUUGGAAAGGACGCACGAUGCCACUAGUUCAAACUUCGACGAUUGGCCGUUCUUAAGUGUUCACUUUUGGGGUGAAAAUGCGGAGGGAAGAUGGACACUUCAAAUAAUAAACGCAGGAAAUAAUCACGUUACCCAGCCAGGGGUAUUGAAAAAAUGGCAGCUUAUUUUCUACGGUACAGCCACGGAUCCAAUAAGAUUACGAAAUAAAAGUUAUUUCAAUUCCAAUAACGUUCAACAAGAGGAGAAGCCUUAUCACAUUAACGAUGUAUAUGACGCGUCGGAAUAUUCCCACUUUCUCAAUGAAAUUGAACUCGGCAUUUCAGAUAGGCGUAGUUAUCAGAAAAAUAUUCCUUCGGCUCAGAGAAAAAAUGUUUUAGCAGAUGCAAAUGAUAAGCAAGUGCAGAGGUUAUGUGACCCAGAAUGUGACUCGCAGGGUUGUUAUGGGAAAGGACCAACGCAAUGCGUAACUUGCAAACACUAUCGCUUGGAUAACUCUUGCGUGUCGAGAUGUCCCCCUAGGAGUUUUGUUAAUCAGGGUGGAGUCUGUUGGCCAUGCCACGAGUCUUGUGAAACGUGUGCCGGGGCUGGACAAGAUUCUUGUUUGACAUGUGCUCCAGCUCACCUCCUUGUUGUAGAUUUAGCUGUAUGCUUACAACAAUGCCCAGAUGGUUACUAUGAAGACCAAGAUGCAAAUGCCUGUUUUCCAUGCGCAGAACAUUGUGACACAUGUUCAGAAAAAGCUGAUAUGUGUUCCUCGUGUGCUCACAGCUAUGUGCUAUACAACGGAUCGUGCUUAGCAACCUGUCCAUCUAGCACGUUUCAAAAAGACGAUUUAGGUUGUUUGCAAUGCCAUGAAUCUUGCGAAUCGUGUAGCGGUCCAAGUGAAACAGGAUGUGUUUCGUGUCGUAUUGGUGAUUACGCAUUUAAAGAUCGCUGUAUAUCCAAUUGCCCUACCGGAAGCUAUGCGGACGUUCAAAAAAGAGAAUGUGUACCGUGCUCGAUUGGAUGUUCAAUUUGCACAAACACACUGUGUUCUGUUUGCCAGGAGAAAUGGAUUUUGGAUAAAAGGGGCAAUUGUCAGCCGAACGGAAAUGAAAAAUGUGACACUAGCGAAUAUUACGAAGGAGGGCGUUGCAAAAACUGUCAUUCCACUUGCGAGAAAUGUAGCGGAUCAAAUGAGUGGGACUGUUUAUCUUGUUCAAGCCCGUUGUUAUUGCAGGGAUCGAGGUGCGUUGCGGAAUGUGGACAAGGGUAUUAUCAGACGGCGGGUAGAUGUUCCAAAUGUCCACACACUUGCACAAAAUGUGUGUCGAGGCUGAACUGUACGUCUUGCGCUGGCUCUUUGAGGUUACAAUCUGGUACGUGUCGGGCGACCUGCGCGUCUGGAUAUUAUCCUGAUGAAGGGAUCUGCUCUAAAUGCUAUUUAUCCUGUGAGACUUGUACCGGUCCGCGGAGAGACCAGUGCGCUUCUUGUCCUCCGGAUUGGAGACUGGCAGCAGGAGAAUGUAGGCCUGAAUGCCCGCAAAACUUUUUUACGUGGGGUGACAGUUGUCGAAGAUGUCACCACUAUUGUCAAGACUGUCAUGGGGCCGGGCCUCAGCGUUGUACGUCCUGUCCACCGCAUUUCUCUCUAGAGAGUGGAUUAUGUGUGGAGUGCCUUAGCUCGCAGUAUUAUGAGCCUAGAACAAGGACAUGCCGUCCGUGUCACGAUUCUUGUAGGUCUUGCUCGGGAUCUGGGCCUACUAGUUGUGUUACUUGCGCACAUCCUCUACGUUUAGACAGAGUGAAUCACAAAUGCUUGCCGUGUUGUACAGAAAGCAUGGUUUCAUUAUAUUUAAGUACCAAUCAGUCGACUGACUGUUGCCACUGUGAUAGAGAUGUGGGUGGUUGUCUCAACGGCUCGUCAGCUGGCAAACGACGCAUUGCAGACAACAUUGGCACGCGUAUGACAGCUUCGUUCUUCGUCGACAAUGCAACAGACCCUACGAACAUAUGGGACCGGGAUUUAUUGAUAGUGAUAAGCGCUGGAGCGACCGUUCUGAUCAUAUCUGUAGCUAUGAUAACACUCAUGUUCCGAUCAAAAAGACGCAAGCACCCAACGCCCUUUCCAAAAACGGUUUACUCACAACUGAACUCAAUGGAUGAGGAUUUCACGGCAGCCAGCUUUUCAUCGAGCACUACUUUGAGGGUGAAACUGAAUGGUGUCGACCACAGUAAUGCGAACGAAGAACCAACAUAGUAAUUUAAACUCUAAGUCAAUACAAUUAGAAUAAAUUUUACACUGCAGACUGAUAUGUAGAAGUUUCUAUAGGUACAAUUUAUUCGACGUGUGCUACGACUUAAAUCCUAGGUGCUACGGCGCGUAGGUGAUCGGUACGAGUAAUUUUUAAGCACAUUAGUAUCAAACCAAUUCGAUAGGCUUUAUUUAGUGGCCCAGUUUUUUUUUGU